Anopheles bellator is the source of this 1183-nucleotide messenger RNA. RefSeq lists its product as uncharacterized. The transcript is spliced from 6 exons. NCBI's taxonomy places the organism in Eukaryota, Metazoa, Arthropoda, Insecta, Diptera, Culicidae. Bases 1 to 1038 code for a protein of 345 amino acids. The record is from RefSeq and is a predicted model, not a curated record.
AUGGGCAACUGCCUGAAGGGAUGCCUUUCGAAGGACACCAACAGUGGCGAACGCCGAUUGAACGUCAGUGAUAGUCAGUAUGAGGUACUGAUCGACGGCAUACAGUGCGCCGACGGUCGGAGCGAGACGGAUGAUCUUCAAGGAGCAAUAACUAGGAAAGCAAACGGUAAGGCAAAGUUUUUUAGGAAAUUCUGGACGAGAUCAACGACGGGUGUCGACUACGCAAGACUGAACCGGGCAAGGAACAAUAAUUUUUCACAACGCGCGUCGUCAUCCACCACCGCGGCCGGCUCCAGCGGUAACGCGUACAGGCAUAAUCAUCACCCGGCAGCUGGAUUUGACAUUCAACUGCAGUGCCUCGAUGCACAUUCUUUGCUGCUCGUGGCGAAGGAUGGCCAGCGAAAGCCGAAUACCAACGGCUACAGCGAUCUGCAGACGGACCAAACUUCUACGCCGGGCAGCUCGCUCGAUCUGGAGUGGGAGAAUGACUACGGCUACCAGAACGGCAGUCAAUGGCUUACGCAACAAGAUGACCCGUUAGGCACCGCGCAACUGGUGAGUUUCCCGGUGGCCGUCCAGGAGUCGGUGUUCAAGAUCGAAGAGUGGUCGUUGGUCAAGAAGAGCAAAGACCGAAUCAAUGCGCUUCGAAGGCUCGAUCCGAACGGGCACCCGGCCAGUCAUCCGCACCGUGGAUUUAGCACCGCUACCGACAGUGAAGGUGUCGCCGGAUCAUUGGAAUGUCUAAGGGCCCACGCGGGGGGAGGACGUUCAGGGCGGGGGCCAUCGGUAGAGCAUCGACUGAGUCUCACCAGCGCCGACCGGACCGCCGACUUCGGUGGCUCAUCAGACCUAUCGCACAUAUCAUCGACUCCGGAUGGCUCGCUCGAAUGGGACAUCGAUCAGGAUCGGCAGCUAAAGUCGGACAACGAGUCGCUCGAUCUGGAAACGAAGGAGCUGCUGCUCGAAAUCGAGCAGCUAAAGAACCGUGUUCUCAACGAAACGGGUGCUACGCUGAAGGACGACUCUACGCUCAGUUGAUCGAAGCACCUGGGUAGUGCUUCCGGGGGAAGGUGUCUGAAAGCCGUUCGUGCUGCUGGGUCGAGCCUUGUAAACCCUAGUGAGUAGUGAUAUUUACUGUGUGUGCGUGUUUGUGUGUAUGCGUGUAAACCCCGCACUGAAAACU